Messenger RNA from Talaromyces rugulosus, 1635 nucleotides. RefSeq lists its product as uncharacterized. Lineage: Eukaryota; Fungi; Ascomycota; Eurotiomycetes; Eurotiales; Trichocomaceae. The transcript has 2 exons. Gene Ontology annotation, cellular component: Golgi apparatus; endoplasmic reticulum. The record is from RefSeq and is a predicted model, not a curated record. Gene Ontology annotation, molecular function: protein-cysteine S-palmitoyltransferase activity. The coding region runs from base 1 to 1635 and encodes 544 amino acids. Gene Ontology annotation, biological process: peptidyl-L-cysteine S-palmitoylation; protein targeting to membrane.
AUGGCAACGCUGGGCUCGCCUGAGAUCUCGCCCAAACGCCGGCCGCGCACCUGGGCUCGGAGGAUAGAACGUCUUUGUGUCACCGUGUGUGGAUACGUGCCUUUGGUAUUUGUCUAUGGCUUGACUUCUUGGGCCGUCUGGGUGGAAGCUGGCAUUGGCUUUCUGCCAAACAAAAGCAACUGGAUUGGUUUCCCCAGCUCGGCACUGGGAAUUACUCUAUACAUACUGCUAAACCUGUCCUAUACCGUCGCUGUCUUCACCGAUCCCGGAUCUCCCCUGACGUCGAGCACGCGAAGUUCCGGCCGCGGUCAAUAUAGCCACUUGCCAACGACCGAACUGCCCGAAUACCAAAGCUUCACGGUAAACUCGCACGGCGGUGCGAGAUACUGCAAAAAAUGCCAAUGUUCCAAACCAGACCGCGCCCAUCACUGCUCGAGUUGCAAACGAUGCGUGUUGAAAAUGGACCACCACUGUCCCUGGCUGGCCACCUGCGUCGGACUCUGGAACUACAAGGCAUUUUUAUUGUUUUUGAUUUAUACCUCGAUAUUUUGCUGGGUGUGUUUUGGCACCGCUUCCCUGUGGGUGUGGCAAGAGGUCUUGACUGAAAUGACCUACAUUGAAACACUGAUGCCGGUGAACGUCAUCUUACUGGCAAUUGUCGGGGGUAUUAUUGGCCUGGUGCUGACUGGGUUUACUGCCUGGCACAUCAGCCUGGCACUGCGCAACCUCACAACUAUUGAAUCACUCGAAAAGACUCGGUAUCUAUCUCCACUGCGCAAAGCACUAGAUCGACAGCGAUCCGAAAACCUGUCCAACAACGAUCCUACAUCGCGGGAAAGCAGUUUUAGUCAUCGCCUGCAGGGCUAUGGACAACAAAUCAUCGAAGCACAUGCAAACGCCAUCCCCGGCGUCACCCGGGUCGAAGAAGGCGAGGAGCGACAAUCGCCCGUGGCCGAUAACCGGGGUAGUCACCAGCAGGACUAUAUGUCAUUCCUGCAAGAGUCGAAUUCGCACGGAACACCCGCACAGCAAGCGCUGCAUCGGUCAUACGAAGAGAUGGAAAAUCAGCGCGAACGGGAUAGAUACGAAGACUAUCUAGACUCGAGAGACAACGAGGCCAUGCCGAGCCCGUUCGACCACGGCUGGCGGCAGAAUCUCCGCCAUUUAUUCGGUGAAAACGUUUUCUUAUGGGGCCUUCCAAUCUGCAACACAUCAGGUGAUGGCUGGUACUGGGAGCCAAGCAUCAGAUUUCUUGAAGCAAGAGACCGAAUCCGCAAAAACAGAGAGGAUGAAUGGUCGCAGUGGCUCGAGCGACAGCGGCAGCAAAGCCACGAAUACUGGACGAGCAGCACCGGCCAGCGACAGCCAGCCACUACGAGACCGGUAUCGAUCCAGCGAAACAUACACACCGGCUCUUUGGGGGGUUCCCUAGAUAGACCAAGCACAGGAGUGUCCAUGAAAACGCUCCGGCCCAUGUCGCCUCGCUUCCCUGACGAUGACAGUGACGACGACUUGAGCGACGACGAGGAGGCCCGACCAAAGCAGCUCAGUCGCCAGGGAAGCAAAGCUGAACGCGUACUCGGUAUAAUUCGAGACGACAGCACGCCGCGAGACGACUGGAGGAAUUGGGAUUAG